AUGAUGCGCCAACUCUCCCACGGGAGCGCCUUCUCCAGCUCCGCGUCAACCGCGAGCCCAAAGGUUAAAAAGGGCUUCUUCCAGGGCAUGCGAAAGAAGUCCUCAAGUAAUACUGCCAAUGCCAGUGGAACGCCAAACCCGCCCCAGGAAUUAAACGCAAAUGGCGAGAGGACAUACCUACAUCGCCAUAGCGAAGAUCCCAUCGUAGCUUCUCCCUUAUCAGUACCCGAGUUCGACAGCUCGAGAUCGAGUGGAUUCCCCUCGCCGGACCCCUAUGUCGGAGCCACGCACGAUCCCGAAUAUCUUCAUCUCAAAGAGAACCUGCGUCGCCUGCGGAAGGCUCCGAGCGGCUCAGAUGCGAAGAAGCUGGAUGUCGCAUGGGAGGUCUACAAGAAAGUGCGUGAUGAGAAUCUGCAAUUAUGCAAGAGCCUGCUUCAAAAGUCCCAAAGCAAUGCCCGCAACACCUCUCUCGAUUCCAACAUCGACCCCUUGGAUACCCGAUCGUCCUACAGCGGCUCCGUCGGCGAGAACCCUCUGCCAUUUCACGUCAAUGAUCAAUGGCUAGCCGCGAUCCAAGAGUACAAGGCGUUCCAAGAGCAGAUGCUAGACAACUUCCGGGUUUCCUUACUGGCCACUUAUAUGAAGCAUGAACCAGGCGUGUCCAAUGGGCAAAUAGAUAUAUUCCUCGACGAUAUCGUUCUCCGGAAAAACCUAAUCAGCAAGUGGAGGGAUGCAAGCAUCCACGCUAUGAAGUCGGAGAAGCCGCUUUCCUGGGAACAGCUCAAGAUCCGGUCGUUGAAUUUCGACAAACUGAAGCAGGAUGUAGAAACUAUGGCGACGCUAUUUGCGGAACCCGAUGAACCUGGGAGUACAGAUGUCCGCGAAUAUGUAGUUGCGAAGAAGGGCGAUACGAUAUUGGAGUUUGCAAAUAAGGGAGCCAAGUUGCACCCGGUGUUGAGAUUCCGGGUAUCCUCCCACCUUUUAGCUGAAUCAUCCCCGCUAUUUGCUCAGAUGCUUCUUCCCCCACAACCCGGCAGUCAACCCUCGCUUGAUAUGGCCGGUCAGCUCCCGCCAGCCCCCACGAAACAUGUUUGCAAAGAUGGAAUGGAGGUCAAAGUGUAUGCCAUGCCUCAAAUAGAGCCCAACAAGCACGAAGCCCUUACAAUACUCCUGCAUGCCGCCCAUAUGCAUCAUAACAAGGUUCCUAGGCAGAUCGACUUCCGGGUUUUUGUUAGCAUUGCUGAGUGGCUCCCUCAAUGGGUGCAUAUGGCUACGGAUGACAGUCCGGACGGCCUCCUGCUUAUAAGCUUUGCCUUUGGACUGCGGAGGAUUUUUACCAGAAUGUCUAAAACCGCUAUACUAAACGCGCUUGACGAUGACGAAAUCCAAUCCAAAGAUAUAUGGCCACAAGCUGUGAGAGACAAGAUCAAGGCGAUCAGGGCAGCAAAACUGGCCCAAAUACGCGACUGCUGCACAAACGCCAUGGGCGAGUACUUUCGCCCACCGUCGACUUUUGCUGCUCGAAGAACUAGUGUUGGAUCUUUGGAGCUGACAGCAGUGCCUCGUUGCCCAAAGGGGUCGCAUCAUUGUGACGCAACAAAUCUGGGAUGGCUAAUGCUGGUCUACAACGAAUUGCGAGUGCUCCCGAAUCUCAUCAAUAACAUUGGCUUCCAAAACCCCCCGAAUGCACCCCGCCGGAGUCUUAACGAACUUAUCAAUUGUUUAAGAUUGAUGCCGAGCGCUCCACAGGUCCACGCUGGGGUGUGUGAUUACGCCCCGGCAUUCAGAAGUGCUAUUGGUGAUAUAUCUAACAGUAUCACCGGAUUAACCCUACGAGAUGUCACCGGUCGAGAUGGUUGGGCAUUGUCCAAAAAUGCUGGACCAAACGACGACACGUACGAUGAAGAUGCGAUAGAACUUCCAGCCGCUUCUGAGUACCCCACCGAUUCUCAAAGCCCGAGCAUUGUGUAUGAAGAGAGUGUCAGCAACUAUAGCUCUUCGGUCGUUGAUGCAUGGGGUGAUGGAGCUGAAGCGAGAUCGGAAAGGGCGAUGUCGCAGGCGAGUCGCGAAACCGCCUCCCGGAAUGGAAGCGGAAUGAACGUGAGAGCACCGACUCGCUCUCAAAUUUCUAGUAUCGUUCCCAGCGAGGAAUUUGAUUUCAAAUUCCUCGCGACCGACAAGAGCGAAUUAAGGGCCGCUACAGUCGUAUCGCCUGCUUCACCCGCGGACGAUGCAUCAGGCGAUGAUAUAUAUUACGUCUCCCCACCAUUUACGCCCCUAGGCCACGAUGAUAUGUCCAUGUCGAGAGAAGAAGCUCAAAAAAUACUCUGGCCCGAUUCUGCCUCUAAUUCGAACCUCAGCCCCAAUUCCGAUGGUACCAACCCCAGUGAUGGGCCUCAAAAAUCUCCAUAUCGGCGAAUUCCCAACGAGUCAAAUGAGAAGUUCCUACUUGCGGAUGUAAACCGUGCCGGGGCGAAAGAGGCAUUGCAUCGCAAGAACGGGAUUGGUGUGAAGCAUAUCGAGGAUAAGGCAAGGAUGAUGGAGGACGAUAAGCAUCUGAGGGAUGAGAAGGAUAGGGCUCUGGGUCUGGGGAUUCAUAAACCGUCUUCUCCGUUACGGUGA
Venustampulla echinocandica is the source of this 2622-nucleotide messenger RNA. RefSeq lists its product as uncharacterized. NCBI's taxonomy places the organism in Eukaryota, Fungi, Ascomycota, Leotiomycetes, Helotiales, Pleuroascaceae. The coding region runs from base 1 to 2622 and encodes 873 amino acids. The transcript has 4 exons. The record is from RefSeq and is a predicted model, not a curated record.